AGCUCCAGGAUGGUUUCAUGUGGCGUCCUUCACAUCAAAGUAGAGUAAAAAGUAACAAGGCCUCUUACAAGUGUGUGUCUGUGUUCUGUACUGUGUUGUGUGUGUUAUGUCGAGUGCCGCUAAGCCUUGUGAGUCAGCGAUGGUUGUGCCAACGCGAGCUGAGCCGAGUCGACAGGUGGCGGGAGAGAUCGGCUAACAGCCUCGCUGUCGUGAGGUCUUCCGCCAGCACCACCACGAUGGUCAUCGACGACAAGAACGGCGACGCCGGCUCGCCGUCCGCCGGCGGAUCCAAGCGGACUUUCGCCGAUGACGUUUACUCAACGUUCAGCUCUCCGCUGGCAUGGAUCCUCGUGACGGCACUCGUGGUCACUUGGUCGUGCGUUUUCGUCAUCAUGUUCGACUUGGCUGACUACAAAACCAUCUCAGGAGGCCUCGGCAGGAUUGGCUCGGACCCGACCAAGGCUGUAAACGAUGUGGUGGAUAGAGCCACUAACACGUUCCACGCCAUGUUGAAGUUUGCCGCCAGCCUGGUUGCCCCCGAGGAAGAUGAUGGAAAUCUCUAUGCUGUGAGGAAAAAAGGGGAGUUCCUACCAUCCCGACGUAAAGUCACCAAGAUGCAAGCGAAGAAGUCACGGCCAGUGGUUGAAGUGGUCCAGGAGGAUGAAGAAGAGGAAGAGGAGGAUGAGGGGUAUGAGGAGGAGGAGGAUGAUGAGAAGCAGGAAGAGACAUCUGACGGGGAAGAUGAGGAGGAGGAGGAGGAUGAUUAUGAGGAGGAAGAAGAGGCAGCUGAUGCGGAAGAUGAGGAGGAGGAGGAGGAGGAUGUGGUGGAUGAAGGAGUUGAUGAUGAUGAGGAGGAGGGAACUGAAUCAGCUGAAGACGAGGUGAAGGAAGAAGAAGAGGAGGAAGAGGAGGAAGAUGCAGUCGGUGAAGGAGGUGAUGCCAAUCAGGAGGAGGAGGAAGAGGAUAGAGAUGAAGCGGCUGCAGAUGAAGUGGACGAUGACGAGAAGACGGUGGCUCCUGCUGAAGAGAAGGUGGGGGAGGAAGAGAAGUGGGAGGGAGCUAAAGCCACUGUAGAGAGGAAGCAAGAAGAAGAAGAGGAGGAAGAGGAGCAGGAAGUCACUGCUACCGCUGAAGAUGAAGCCUCCGAACCUGAAGAUGAAGAGGGGGAGGCGAUGGCUGCUCAGGAUGAAGAUGAGGCCGCCACACCUGAGACUGAUGAAGAUGACGAAGAGGAGGAGGAGGCAUUGGCUGCCGAGGAUGAAGAUGAAGCGGAUGAGGCCACAACACCUGAUAUUGAUGAAGAUGAUGACACCACAGAGGAUGACGAAAGAGAAGGCACGGCCGAUGAAGUUAAGGAGGGGGAGGAGGAGGACAGCGAUGAAGAUAUCGAAAAGGAUGAUGAAGACGAGGCCUUGGCUGACUCCUCAGAUCCUUUGUUUCCUUCCAGUGAGGAAGACGAAGAUGACCACCUUGCUUCUGUCGCCGAUGAAGAUGAAUCAGAGCGCACCGGUGACCACAAACCCGACCGUGUCACCGGUGACGACGACGACAAUGAGGAAGCAAUCCAGGACGAAGACCUCGGCCGCCUUGAUUUCGGCCAAUCGGAGGGCUUCGACGACCACAAACCCGAUGAUGUCACAGAUGACGAGGAGCAGGAAGCUGAAGGAAUUGCACUGCCUACCUUGGAUGAAGACGACGAGGACGAUGAGGAUGCCGCAUUACCCCCAAUGACCUUUGGUGAGGAAGAUGAGCUCGAAGAUGACAGCGCAUCAGAGCCUCAUCAGGAUGACGAUGAGGAAGACGACGAUGAGGAGGUUGAAGAUAACUCACUGUCAGUCGCCGUUCCGCACGUGGCUGUGGAGGAGCUCAGCCCCCACAAAGCAGAAGAAGAGGAGAAGGAUGAUGACGAAGAGGAGAAGGUGACAAAGGCAGAAGCUAAAGCGCCUGCAGUUCCACCGUGUCCCUGCACAAGCUCAGCGAAGACGCGAGUGUCUGGCGUGACAAGUGCCAAGAAGAAAGAAUCGAAACCAGUGAAGAUCACAGAAAAACCAAAAAGAACAGCUCUUCCCAGGAUUGCCAGCCUGGAGCCCAAAAUGAGACGGAUCAGGAGGAUUCCGACUCUUCUCAAAACCAAGAAAGAAGAAAAGAGCAAAAAGCUCAAAAGAGAAGCACCUGCUGAGAAGGAGAGCCCAAAACCAGCACAAGUGCCCGAACCAGUGCAAGACGUUGGUGCUUGCAGACCGGCACCGGUCUACUGUCCCUCCCCGCCCGGCUGGUAUGUUCAUCAGAUCAUGACCGACACCCCGUACCCGCCUCCGACCGGCUCAGGUUCUGCUGCUCCGGUUCUGACCGCUCAUCCCAUCCACUCGCCGCCGCUUUACCAUGCGCACCCGAUGAUGCCGCCACUCUACCCCCACUACCAGCACUAUGCUCAGCUCGUGCCACCUGCCAUGCAGGCGCCACCCGAACCAGUCCAGACCGGUACAGCAAGCAGAACCAGUCCAACCAGCUGAACCGGUCCAGCUGGUGGAAACCGUCAGAUCUAAAACCACAGAACAAGCACCGCCCACUCAGCCCGAAGUCAAGAAAGAAGAGAAAGCAGAACUGGAAGCAAAAGCUGAAUCCGAGGUUGACGAAGAAGAUGUGAUGGUAUCAUCUGCAAAGAAAG
Molecule: messenger RNA, 2668 nt
Organism: Hippocampus comes (tiger tail seahorse)
Lineage: Eukaryota; Metazoa; Chordata; Actinopteri; Syngnathiformes; Syngnathidae
Gene: trdn
Product: triadin
Exons: 16
Coding region: 18-2513 (831 amino acids)
Cellular component (GO): membrane; sarcoplasmic reticulum
Molecular function (GO): signaling receptor binding
Source: RefSeq, a predicted model, not a curated record